GCACCUGCGGGUGCGGUCGCGGGAUGCGGGGCCCGGGGCGCUCCCUCAGCCCCGCGGGAACGGGAGGGAGAGGGGCCUGUGGGGCCCUCACGAGUGGGACGACGCUGUCCAUCGCUAGACAAGCUGCCGGGAAUAAAUGCAUCGAGUGUCGGCGGCCGGGCUCAGGGUAAAGUUUGUUGAAGGCAACAAUGGAACGAUUUGGCGUGAAGUCUGCUCCAUCACGUAACCGCUCAAAGACUGCUUUGUAUGUAACACCUCAGGAUCGUGUAACUGAGUUUGGCAGUGAGCUGCAUGAAGAUGGAGGAAAACUCUUCUGUACUUCCUGCAAUGUGGUUCUGAAUCAUGUUCGCAAGUCUGCAAUCAACGACCACCUCAAGUCUAAAACACACACAAAGCGAAAGGCAGAGUUUGAAGAACAAAAUGUGAGGAAGAAGCAAAGGACUCUGACAGCCUCCCUUCAGUGCAAUAGUACUGCCCAGACAGAGAAAACAAGCGUUAUCCAGGACUUUGUGAAAAUGUGCCUGGAAGCUAAUAUUCCACUUGAGAAGGCUGAUCAUCCAGCUGUGCGAGCCUUCCUGUCCCGCUAUGUCAAGAAUGGCAGUUUGAUACCGAAGUCAGACCAGCUAAGGAAAGCAUACCUGCCUGAUGGGUAUGACAAUGAGAACCAACUCAUCAAUACUGAAGACCGUUGAGGAGAAAACAGCUUUCAUCAUUGUUGUGAAGUUUUACACAUUGAUGGUGUGGUUUAUUUUUAUAUUCAUGCAUAUAUACAGUGUUACAUAUUGGUUUUACAAGCUAUUUUGUAUUAUUGUAGAAAUGACAAUCUGUCUGUGAACUUAGUGGUAUGCCACAGACUGUUGCUAACCCUGCUGUAAACUGCAGAGCUACGUUGACGUAGAACUCAUGAUGAAUGUAGGGAAUGUACCUGGCAUACAUCUUAUCUGCUCUCAGUCCAGCUGUAAGUGAUGCUAAGAAAAAAGCACUUGGAUGGAGGACCUCACUUACCUAAACUGUGCAUCUAAAUGUACGAGGAAGAUGAUGAUAGGUAUUGUUACUCAUGUCAGUGGAUUGCUUUGUUUAGUAUUCUGUCCAUGAGUGAACAAGAAGAUGUGCUGCACAUUCAAAAUGCAAGAAGCUGUGUAAUGGUUAGUUAAAUAUAAUUGCUGUGUUGGAGGAUUACUAUUGGAAAUUCCUAUUCAAGUUCUGUUAACAUUCUAACACAGGAAACAUUUUUCUUCUAAAAUGCUCUUAUCCUAUUUGCUGCAACUGUGGAUGCCCACUUUUUAAAAAAACUACUCUUUCAUUGUCUUGGUUUAACAUGUCCCCUUCAGUUUCAGUGUCGAUACUUGAAAGUUGAGUAGACAAACCAGUAACUGUGGUUUGCUGGCAAGUGAAACUUAUACAGGACCAAGAUCUUGAUAGAGACCAUUAAUGCCUUUUUCUUACUAGCAGGACAAAGGACGCUAAAUUUAAAUUGGGGAUGGGGGAGGCACUAAAUUGUGGAGUUGAGAAAGCUUUUUUACAGUGCACAGAAGAGGCUUCUCUCUCUUUCUCUGAAGGUCCUCUGUAUCUCCGUGUUUGUCCUUUUAGUCAAAGGAGGAAAAGUGAUUAAAAUAGUUCUCAAAAUAGUUACUGCAAAGGCUAUUCAAUACCUGCAAGCACAAAUAGGAAACCAUGUAUACUUUGAAGCUAUACUGGGUUUACAGUCCUAGGCUGUAUUUCUUACUCUGUGCCAAAGUGACAUCUGUUGGACUGAUAAAACUGAAGUGGGAAAUUGAAAAAUUUUGAUAAUGUUACCCUCUCCAAAAUCUAGCACACUGUUACUAAGCUAUCCCAAAUUAUGCCAAAUAGUUCAUUUACAUCAAGUGCUCUAUGAAGUUUUUUAAUGGAAUGAGGGAGCAUUGUGCGAAGUGCUGGAAUAUGACCAACUUCUCCCUGUUCUGUUCCCCUGAGAUGCUCUGGGUUCAGGGAGGUGCCAAGCGUCUUCUAGCAGCAUAGAAAUCCUCCAGUCAGGGGAUACAGUGGUGUAAGCAUGCUUUUAUUCCCUCAAGGGGAGCGAGCUGUUCUGUUCAUGCUUCCUUUCUCCAGGAGAGUUUCACAGUAUCCAUUUCUCAGUAUUUCUUUAUUCCAGACAUGUACAGUAGUACUAAGUAAUUGCUAAAAAGAGUCAAAAUAACUUGGGGUUUUUUUUGUUUCUGUAGCUAUUUCCCUAGCUAUUUCUAUUGCAGUCUCAUUUGCUGGACUGAGAGAAACUCACGUACUUGGCAACAACCGGGUUUUGUGCAGUUAGGUUCUGUAGAAAUGCACUUGCAUUACAUUCUAACAUAUCUUCUGCUAUGAGACCUGUUUGAAUAAAUGAACGAAACUGAAAAGCAGAAGACUGCCUUUCUGUGUGUACCAGUACACAGGUACUUGGUAUACUGCUGCACCUUUGGUCCCUGUUGAGGCUAGUGCAGUCAUAGCAAUUUUGUGAAUGAUAUUGGUUACUGGUUUUAAACUUCAGACAGAAAUGACAGUAGUAAUUUUUUCUCUAAUCGUAGAUAACAAAAUACGCCUUCCAAGAUACAGUUUGCUAUUGCACAAGCUUGGGCUUAGCUUAAGAUCAUGAACUGCCUUGGGCUAGAACUGUUUUAUAUGUCUUCUUAAGCCAAGUGAAAGGUACAUUGCCAAUAGCCUUUUCUGUCCUGACAGUAAUUGAAAGAGUUCUUUUACAGCUGCAGUUCUAUUACAAUGAAACAACAUCCUUGCUUUAAUUUAUUUUUUUUACCUUAUGAAUGCUAUCUUACAAUUCAAGCAAAUACAAAACAAUGGAAUACUGAGAAAAUGGGCUUCCAUUAAAGAAAAGCAUCUAGAGAAGAUGGUAUGAUUAAAAGUUAUGAAUUUGUGCUAGUUAGCUCAGGUUUUUGCUAACAUAGGAUCUCACAGCCUGCAACCCAUAACUGUUUUAUAUAGGAUUCAAUGCUGUAUGUUUUUCCUUUGACUAGCACUGACAGACAUUUUUUAAAAGCUUAAUGGUAACAUUAAAUAGGCUCUUGCAGAACUGAAAGAAAAUCAAGUUACUUUGGCUUAUACAGUUUUACAUAAAAAUAAAAGCAGCAUUGAUGGCUUUUGUUAAAAAAGCCAUUCAUUUUCAGUAAGGCAAAGCAAUAUUAGAACACUUAGUUUCUCAAAAACUUAUUCUGCUUAUAAAGCACGCUGUGUACAGAGCCCUAAUUUACAGAAUAAAUACAAUUCUGUUAGUAUUUUCUGUAAUUAUGUUAGUACUAAUUUAUUUUUAAUGCAUGGGUUAUGAGCCUGGAAAGAACUUUUAUCAGUGUAGCUAUAGGCUACCAACUUGUAACAAUUUGGAAGCAAGAAUUGGUCAUCAGGCUUUUGGAUGGAACUGACUUAAUUCCAAUGCACAGCAGUUUGUAGGAUGCUAGUGUCUUAAUAAUAGGAUAUUUUUUUUGUUAGGGAGAAAAAAAGCCACAACAAUUUUCAAGCUUUUGAAAGUCAAGAUGUUGAUCCAUUUCAACAAAAGUUCAUAAUGGAGUAAAACAAUGAAAAUUAAAGCACUUCCAGAUAAUCUGGAAAGAAUAAUGAUUAAGUAAGUUUAUGUUUAUGGCCAUAACCCAGAUCAUCAAGAAGACAGUUACGCUUAUUUUCUUUAAAAGUAAAUAUGGUUCCACUCAGUCUUGGAACAGAGCCCUGCAAACACUCAAGUUCAGAACAUAAUUCUGCCAGUGUAGCUGUAGUUGGAUAAAGCAUAACCUUGUUUUAAUUGCUGUUGAUCUUGGGGAAUAUUUACAGUGAAAGUUUUCGGGUCUGUUUAAAUCUAAGUAAUAACUAAUUCCUAGAACAGAGGCUGUGGUUAAGUUGUUUAAACCUCCAUGGGGUUUUCUUUUUUCUGCAAGAAUACUGCAUUAUUUUGCCAUGUAUUUCCUGUAAAGAGUAGUCUCAGAAGGAAAGAGGAUAAUAACGAUGUCUGCUUUUCAUUUUACACUCAUACGUAGGGACAAGGUAUAAGGGAUACUUUUUGCUAGGUGGUUUUAUUAAUAUAUUUGAAGCUCUAAAUGUAAUACAAGGAAAAAAAGAAAAAUAAGAAAUACUUUCUUCUCUGACCAUGAACUUGCUUUAUUUUAGCCAACUCACAACUAAAAUUGCUCUGAAGUGCUUUUCUGGGAACAAUACUUCCAAAGACUGAAAUACAAAUGGGAGCAUUCUCUUUUGUGACUACUCAUGUGUAUGCACCAUGUUAGUUUCAGCUUGCAUGUUCUUGAAAAAACAUGAGCAAGUUCUAAUACUUUUAAGCAUUUUAAAGCCCGUAAUUUAGCAGGUUCCUAGAGGAGGUGAAACAUUCGCCAAAAUGAAAGGAAAAGCUGUUUUUCAAUUGAGAGAGAAACUUGGUUCUGCAAAGUAUGGGAUAUUCUCAUGACAGAAGGACUACUUUUAGCCAGAGCUCCUUUUAGCAAUUCUGUUGAACUGAACAGUGAACUGCUCCCUGCUAGGUUUUGCAGCAUAAUGAGCUAGUUUUCAGGGGAAAAAAAAAAUAUGCUGAAGGUUUGGCAAGGAUAAUCUCUAUUUAUAUUUACAUAUACAGAGAGGCAAGACUCACUGUUGCUUUGUUCACAUUGUACUCAAUGCUAACUUUGUGUAAUUUGAGUGCUUGUUGUCUUUGUACAGUUUGAAGGUUGUGUCUAACUUUCAAAAUAGGGGUUUUUUUAACUAAGCUUCUCAUUGUAAUAAUGCUGUAAGAGUUUAGUCUCUUUUUGGGCUAGUGAAGACGCUUUAUUUUUGGUUUGGUGGUAAGAAAGUUUUACUGAUGGUAAGUGGCCACAGAAAUGGUUUUAUUUAAACAAGUGAUGAACUUACAAUUAGAUAUUAGAGGGAAAAUACCAGGGUUAUGCAGUGCCACAAGACUUCCUGUUAGACAAGUAAGACCAGAGUAAGUGAUUUAAGUUUUUAUAUUAAAAUAUUAUUGUAAGAAAACUACUUUACUUUGUAAAGUUUUCACUUGGAAUGGAAAAAAUGGUCCUUUUUUAAAAAAAUAAAGGAAAUUCUUUUUCAUAUAAUUUACUCAUGAUCUCUUAUUUUGCCAAGAAAGUGGCUAAAGAACACAGUAGUUCACAUAUAUGAUAAUGUAAUAUAGUAGAAAGAGAUGCUGUCAGGAAAAAUUAAAGAAUGUAAAAUUUUUUUUGUUCUGACUUAAAGUAAUAUCAAGCUAUAUGUUGAAGCAGUUUGUUGAUGUCAUUAAACUGAAGUCUGUUUUAGAAUGGUUAUACAGAACUGUUUCCUGUCAAGUAUGUGACUUUCUCCUUCGUGUCAGAAAGUGCCUAAUUAUGCCUUCUGUUGCAAGUGAACACCAAAUAAAGUAAUUCUUACGUGUUUUGAUACUGCAAUAGAAGAUUUGUAGGAAUAGGAUCUUGCAGCUGUCUAAUACUUCAGGUCUGUUCAGGAAGAGCUUUUGUAAUGUGGAAGAAUUGGGUCUUUCCAAACUAUCUGCAAAAAGGUCCCAGUUUGAUCUGUCUCCCUUAGGGACUGCAUAAAAAUUUAGCAAAUAACAUCAGCCCACCAAAAUUAUCAAGCAUAGGUUCAAUUGUUUACAUGUUCCAUUUCCUCAGUUCUUAUCUGGCUUGACAUCUCGUGAUGUACCAGUGAUAAGCUCAUGCAACCUCUCAACUCUUGAAUUUAUCAGUCAUUACUUCUUUUUCAGGUCACAGCACAUUAAGUUGCUUUUGUUGUCUUUAUACCAACUGGAAAAACAGAAUAGAAAUAAACAUAACCUACCCUUUUGUAAAGUUUUCUUGUGUGGACAAUUGCUCUUUAAAACAGUAUCUGUAUACUUGCAACAUCAUCACAUUGGAAAGGAUUUGUGUGGAAGCUGAUGCAGAAUCAGGUGAAGAAUAUAUUUAAAGUUUAGUAAUUAGGCCAUGCUAAAUUCUUACAAUGACAUUUUACUUUGCUAAGUGAAAUGUACUGUUUAACCCACAUCCAAGAUGCAGUAGGAUGCAUUAUACAUAAUAGCUU
Molecule: messenger RNA, 6006 nt
Organism: Cuculus canorus (common cuckoo)
Lineage: Eukaryota; Metazoa; Chordata; Aves; Cuculiformes; Cuculidae
Gene: CGGBP1
Product: CGG triplet repeat binding protein 1
Exons: 2
Coding region: 189-692 (167 amino acids)
Biological process (GO): regulation of transcription by RNA polymerase II
Cellular component (GO): nucleus
Molecular function (GO): double-stranded DNA binding
Source: RefSeq, a predicted model, not a curated record